Messenger RNA from Neopelma chrysocephalum (saffron-crested tyrant-manakin), 4417 nucleotides. RefSeq names its product xylosyltransferase 2 (gene XYLT2). Gene Ontology annotation, cellular component: membrane. The record is from RefSeq and is a predicted model, not a curated record. Gene Ontology annotation, molecular function: protein xylosyltransferase activity. The transcript is spliced from 11 exons. NCBI's taxonomy places the organism in Eukaryota, Metazoa, Chordata, Aves, Passeriformes, Pipridae. The coding region runs from base 7 to 2583 and encodes 858 amino acids. Gene Ontology annotation, biological process: heparan sulfate proteoglycan biosynthetic process; chondroitin sulfate proteoglycan biosynthetic process.
GGGGCGAUGGUGGCCGGCGGGCGGGCGAGGAAGCUGGUGCGGCGGUACCGGCUGGCGGCCGCCACGGCCCUCGCCAUCCUCCUGCUCCAGGGGCUCGUCCUCUGGAGCUCCGCCGGCCUCGACGAGGAGGGGCCGGCCGAGGAGCGGCAGAAAAAAGCUGGGUUUCCCGAGAGCAGCGAUGGCUCCAAGGACUCGGACAGCUCUGCCGGGCGCCGGGGCAGCGCCGGCCGGAAGCACGGGCGGUGGCGGGGCCGGCCGGACAGCCCCGGGGCACUGGUGUCCAAGGUGGUGAGAGCCGUCACUGCCAGGCACAGACCGGGAUGGAGGCUGCCGGCCGCGCCAGACUCCUCCAGCCGCAGGAACCUGACGGAGCUGCGCGGGGAGGCCCAGCUGGCCGUCUUCCAGCAGGGCGACACGGGCAGCGUGGAGGGGGCUCCCCAGCCCACCGAGAACAGCUUCACCCCCAAGUGCGAAAUCACGGGCAAAGACGCCCUGUCGGCGCUGGCCCGCGCCAGCACCAAGCAGUGCCAACAGGAGAUCGCCAACGUGGUGUGUCUGCACCGGGCCGGCAGCCUCAUGCCCCAGUCCGUGCCUCGCCACUGCCAGCUCUCCGGCAAGGUGAGCCCUGUGAUCCAGUGGGACGAGAGCCGGCUGCAGCAGGUGCCCCCCAGCCAGCCCGUGCGCAUCGCCUACAUGCUGGUCGUGCAUGGCAGGGCCAUUCGCCAGCUGAAGCGGCUCAUCAAGGCCGUGUACCACCAGCAGCACUUUUUCUACAUCCACGUCGACAAGCGCUCCAACUACCUCCAUCGCGAGGCCGUGGAGCUGGCCCGGCACUACGCCAACAUCCGUGUGACACCCUGGCGCAUGGUGACCAUCUGGGGAGGUGCCAGCCUGCUGAAGAUGUACCUGCGCAGCAUGAAGGACCUGCUGGAACUGUCCGAGUGGCCCUGGGACUUCUUCAUCAACCUGAGUGCCACCGACUACCCCACGAGGACCAACGAGGAGCUGGUGAUGUUCCUGUCCAAAUACCGAGAUAAGAACUUCCUGAAGUCUCAUGGCCGAGACAAUGCCAGGUUUAUCAAGAAGCAGGGCCUGGACCGCUUGUUCCACGAGUGUGACUCCCACAUGUGGCGGCUGGGCGAGCGCCACAUUCCCGAGGGCAUUGUGGUGGACGGGGGCUCCGACUGGUUCUCGCUGACGCGCAGCUUCGUGGAGUACGUGGUCUAUACCGACGACCAGCUCGUGUCCCAGCUGCGCCAGUUCUACACCUACACGCUGCUGCCAGCCGAGUCCUUCUUCCACACGGUCCUGGAGAACAGCCAUGCCUGCGAGACGCUGGUCGAUAACAACCUCCGAGUGACCAACUGGAACCGGAAGCUGGGCUGUAAGUGCCAAUAUAAACACAUAGUCGACUGGUGCGGGUGCUCCCCAAAUGACUUCAAACCCCAGGACUUCCUCCGGCUACAGCAACUCUCCAGACCCACCUUCUUUGCCCGCAAGUUCGAGUCAACAGUGAAUCAGGAGGUACUGGAGAUCUUGGACACACACCUCUAUGGCAGCUACCCCCCCAACACACCGGCCCUCAAGGCGUACUGGGAGAACGUCUACGACCGCGUGGACGGGCUCAGCGGGCUCAGCGAUGUCACCCUCACCUUCUACACAACCUUCUCCAGGCUGGGGCUCCACAAAGCUGUGUCCACGCCGGCAGUGAAGGCUGACAAGCUCUGCAGAUUUGAACCCCGGGGCUUCCCCUCCAGUGUGCACUUAUAUUUCUAUGACGACCGUUUCCAGGGUUACCUGGUGAUGCAGGAAGUGCAGAAUUUGGCAACUGGGCAGGCAGAGUCCCUGGAGGUGUGGAUGAUGCCCCAAGGAGCUCUGAAGCUGUCAGGUCAUGGAGGGCAGGCAAACCGCUUGCAAAACCUUGAGGUGGGCACGGAGUGGGACCCCAAGGAAAGACUGUUCCGCAAUUUUGGAGGCUUGAUGGGGCCUUUUGACGAGCCAGUGGCCAUGCAGAAGUGGUCACGGGGCCCCAACCUGACAGCCACGGUGGUGUGGAUCGACCCCACCUAUGUCAUUGCCGCCUCCUACGACAUCACGGUGGAUGCCGAGGCAGAGUUCACCCAGUACAAGCCCCCCCUCAACCACCCCCUGCGUCCCGGCAUCUGGACCAUCCGCCUCCUCCAGUUCUGGGAGCCUUUGGGGGAGAACCAGUUCCUGGUGGUGCCCCAGACCUUCAACCGCAAGCAGCCUCUCAGGAAAGAUGACAGCAACUGGCUGCAUGGUGGGCCCCCCCGCAAUGAGUACAUGGAUCAGAACUUCCAGGGCCUGGGGGGGAUCCUGAACCUGCCGCGCUCCGAGGCGGCGGAGGAGGACGCGGCACGGAAGGCGCAGCUGACGGGCAAGGCACUGGAGGACUGGGCGGACACUGCCAUUGGCACCUUCUGGGCUGUGGCAGAUGUCUGUGUCAGCAGCCCCUCCGCCUGCACCUCCCUGGAGACCUGCAGCAAAACGUCCUGGAGCUCCCUCUCCCCGGACCCCAAAUCGGAACUGGGGCCUGUCAAACCCGACGGGCGGCUGAGGUAGCAGGAGCAGCCGGGGGGUGGCCUUGGGAGCGAGGAGCAUCCUCCAUCUCUGGCGUGGGGUGUCUCCGGACCACAUCACCCUGUGCCAUUUGCACUGUAGUCACUCGAGGAAGAGAGAAUGGGAACCUUCAAGCAGGGGAAAACCUUCUCCUGUUGGGGUGUUUUGGGCAGAGGGAGAAGCAUGAGGUGGGUCUGCCCACGUCCCUAGGAACGGGCCCUUGCUGGCCAGGGAGAGCGUGCCGGGGUGCCCAUCCCUGUGGGGGCAUGUCUGGUGCCUGGGAAGAGCUGUGUCCUUGUUACUCCAGGCCUUGGAGCCUCAGGAAAGGGUGAUGUGGGAGGGAGGGAGGGACAGCUGGUGUGUGGGUGGGCUCUGGACCAGCUCAGCACCCUGCCCAGCCCUGGGCUGGAGCUCAGCAGGACCAGGCCGUUGCUGCUGGCUGCCCCCCAGGGGGCUGGCGAGGGACUGGGGACAGGCAAAAGCAGAACGAGUCAAAGCCUGCUAUGUGCACAGAACUGCUGCUGGCCCAGGGCUUGCAUCUCAUCCCCUCCACCCCAGCCCUUUAGUUUGUAUUUUUAUAAAUAUAUAUAUAUAGAAAUAUAUAUGAUGCAAAGUGCAAUAGAGACGAGGGCCCGCAUUGGCUGGGAAAUCCUUGUGUCUCCAUCUCCCCUCAGACUGUAACAUACCUUGUUCUCUUAGGUGUCCUGGUGCUACAGGACAGGGUGCUGGGUUGUUUACGUAUUUUUUUAUUAUUAUUAAUUAUUAUUAUUAUUAUUGUUUUGCCGUUUGCCCAUUUCCUGCUGGGGGCUGCUGGGGACCUGCAGCCUGCUGCCCUGGGGCAGGGUUGCCCCAGGUUGUGGGGUGCUGCCUGUCCCAUGGGGCAGCUGCCCAACUGUGCCAAAUGUCUGGAGCCCUGGUGUGUUGUGUGACAGCGAAUGGGGAGCGCUCAGUGCGUGGUUCCAGGCCAACAAGCCGCUGUAGACCCGGCCACUUUCAUCUCUGCUCCAGCAAAGGGAUGCCCCCAUCCCCUGCCAAAACAUCGUCCGUGGGGCCAACGUCCUGCUGUGGAUGAGACAGCAGCUUGCCGUGCCUGGAGGGCUGCCCCAUGCCACAGCUCCUUGGCCCGACCUUUUCUUUUCUCCUGCAUCAGCAGAAGCUCUUGGGACCUGCUGUGCUUCCCUGGACAAAAAGCAAAGAGGCGAGACAAGGUCCAGCCGGCUCCAUCCGCUCUCUGCUGUUCCUGCUUCCCUCUGUUCCGGAGGGAAGAGACGCCACCUCCUCCUGGGAAGGGUUGCAGUGGAGCAUCCCCCUUCCCUGCUGUCCUCCCAGGAUAUCCUCGGGGUCUGCCUCCAACAUUCUUUUCUCCAAGACUGAUGCUGCCUGGAGAAGUCUGGGUUUGGUUUUACCCUGGCAAGACACAUCACAGCUGGGGAUUAUCUGGAGCCUGUCUGGCCCAACCCUCUGCUCAAAGCAGGGUCUCAGGAGCCGGUGGGAUUUUGCUGUCUCCAUGGAUCUGUGCCAUCCUCAAUUUCCUCCUGUGUCCCAUCUCCCCCUGCCUGGCAGGUCUCACCCUCCCAGUCUCCAGUUUUAAGGAUGCUGGUGCUGCAAGACGUGUGUUGUAAAAUGGAGGAGAUGGAGACCUUGGUAUGUGAGGGCAGGUACCUGCUGGCACCUGGCCCACCCCUCCUGUGCCUACUCCUGCCUGGGGUGUUCUGGGAGCUGUGGAGGGAUGUGGGAGGGGAGAGGUGCCAUACAGGGGAGGAUGCCAAAACUCUGUGUCAGAAGCAUUAUGUAAAGUUGUCUUAAAUAUGCAACAUCAUCACAAAUAUAUCUAUAU